AGUUCAGUUGGGCAUCCUUUUCAAACUGUAAAUGACACUGAUUGAUUUGUUACGGAAGAUGCAGCUAACAAAAUAAUGAAUUGUGUGUCGGAAUGGCACCUUUUAGAAAUAUUUUACUGAAUAUUUUAGUUUGUUUCGCAGUAUUUACAUAUUGUAGUUCACACGAAUGCUACAAUGAAACAUGCAGGACAGAAUACGUUCCCCAUGGACCAUUGGUGCAUUGUAAAUUUUUACCUUUGGAGUUUCUUAACUGUUCAGAGCCUUUAAAUUUAAAUGGUAAUGAGACUAGAAAGAAAGAACUUGGCCAUGGAUGUUUGAAGUACGGAGGACAGAAACAUGAAGAAAUAGAAUUCACUGGAGCAGUGUGUUCAGUGCUUCAAGGAGUGGAGUGUUAUGGGAACAAGACCUUCAUAAAGGACGGGUUUCCUUGCAUCAAAUACAAUGGCCACUAUUUUGUGACAACCCUCAUCUACUCAGUGUUACUGGGGUUCCUUGGGAUGGACCGUUUCUGUCUGGGACACACAGGCACUGCUGUGGGGAAGCUACUGACCCUGGGCGGGGUGGGAAUCUGGUGGAUUGUGGACAUUGUUCUCCUAGUGAAUGGGAUGUUGACACCAGAUGAUGGCAGCAAUUGGGUGCCAUAUUACUGAAGCAGAGAUCUCAGAAAACUAUUUUUGAAACACCUGUUUGUUUUAAUAUGUUGAAAGCAUGCUUUAAUUUUUUUCUACAAUUUUUUUUAAAAACAACAAAUAUUCAGAUGGCCAUUAUGAUACAAUUGUAUGUGAUUAAUGUGGGGAGAAAGAUGUGGAAUUGACCACGAAAUGAAAAUGAUCAUGUUGGCCCCAUCAUCAGCUAAAGACUGAAAGGGGUUUGUAAAUGUAAAUCAAAUUGUUCUACAACAUGUACUGUUCUAUACUGAUACAAUUUUCACACAUAACUAAUGAUUAUUUUAAUCUCUUAUCAAAUUAUAUUUGAUAAAGAUUGACCCAAAUGUAUUUUUUUAAAAAUAAAUUUAUAAUAUAGUAAAACAUGCUUAUAGCAGAGUGCCAGAGAUGACCAGUUUUGAUUUAUUUUAGGUGUAUUUCACUAUAACUGUUCAGUUUAUGAUGUUUAAGACUAAGGGGAAUAAAACUGACUGCUCUAUGCCUGUCAUU
Molecule: messenger RNA, 1154 nt
Organism: Magallana angulata
Lineage: Eukaryota; Metazoa; Mollusca; Bivalvia; Ostreida; Ostreidae
Product: TM2 domain-containing protein CG11103-like
Exons: 4
Coding region: 93-650 (185 amino acids)
Source: RefSeq, a predicted model, not a curated record